This is a messenger RNA of Heteronotia binoei (common prickly gecko), 3910 nucleotides long. RefSeq names its product C-type lectin domain containing 16A (gene CLEC16A). The transcript is spliced from 23 exons. NCBI's taxonomy places the organism in Eukaryota, Metazoa, Chordata, Lepidosauria, Squamata, Gekkonidae. The record is from RefSeq and is a predicted model, not a curated record. Gene Ontology annotation, cellular component: endolysosome membrane; late endosome. The coding region runs from base 10 to 3096 and encodes 1028 amino acids. Gene Ontology annotation, biological process: endosome to lysosome transport; endosomal transport; regulation of autophagosome maturation.
CGAGGCAGCAUGUUCGGGCGGUCGCGCAGCUGGGGAGGCGGGCACGGCAGCGCCGCCCGCAACGUCCGCUCCCUGGACAACCUCAAGUACAUGUAUCACAUUCUGACCAAAAACACCACUGUGACAGAACACAACCGCAACCUGUUGGUGGAGACGAUCCGAACAAUAACAGAAAUCCUGAUAUGGGGAGACCAAAAUGACAGCUCCGUCUUUGAUUUCUUCUUGGAGAAGAACAUGUUUGUGUUCUUCCUGAACAUCCUGCGUCAGAAGUCCGGGCGCUACGUUUGCGUGCAGCUCCUGCAGACCUUGAACAUCCUCUUUGAGAACAUCAGUCACGAGACUUCUCUUUAUUACCUGCUUUCUAACAACUACGUGAAUUCGAUCAUCGUGCACAAGUUCGACUUCUCGGAUGAAGAGAUCAUGGCGUAUUACAUCUCCUUCCUGAAAACCCUCUCUCUGAAGCUCAACAAUCACACGGUUCAUUUUUUUUAUAACGAGCACACAAAUGAUUUUGCCUUGUACACCGAGGCCAUUAAAUUCUUCAACCACCCCGAAAGCAUGGUCCGGAUCGCUGUCAGAACGAUAACGUUAAACGUUUACAAAGUGGACAACCAGCCGAUGUUGCAUUACAUCCGAGAUAAAACAGCCGUCCCGUAUUUCUCCAACCUCGUCUGGUUCAUCGGGAGUCAUGUGAUCGAACUGGAUAACUGCGUGCAGACGGACGAAGAGCACCGAAACCGGGAGAAGCUGAGCGCCCUCGUGGCCGAGCACCUGGACCAUCUCCAUUACCUGAAUGACAUCCUCAUCAUCAACUGUGAAUUCCUGAACGACGUGCUGACCGACCACUUGCUGAACAGCCUCUUCCUGCCGCUCUACGUGUAUUCCUUAGUCGAUCAGGACAAGGGUGGGGAGCGUCCGAAAAUAAGCCUCCAGGUUUCCCUGUAUCUCUUGUCGCAAGUUUUCUUGAUUAUACAUUAUGCACCUCUGGUGAAUUCCUUGACUGAGGUCAUUCUGAACGGAGACCUGUCAGUGUUUUCGGCCAAAGUGGAACAAGACAUCCAGAAAAGCGCAACUAAGUCGGGCAUCAGGUGCUUCAUCAAACCUUCCGAGACGUUGGAGCGGUCCCUGGAGAUCAACAAGCACAAAGGGCGGAAGAGGCAGCAGAAGCGGCCAAACUACAAAAACGUCGAGGAGGAUGAGGAAGAAGAGAAGGUGCCCGAGGAAGGCCCAGAGGGCAUGGAGGGCACUUCCAAGGGUGUCAAGCCAAGCAGAGAGAACGAAGAAAUCGAGAUGGUGAUCAUGGAGCGGUGCAAGCUGCUUUCUGUGAAAGAGCAGAACAUAACCGACGAAGAGAAGACGGCGGCCGCAUCUGGGGCCAAAACAUCUAACUGGAGCAGGCCGUUUCUGGAGUUGGUGUACAAUGCCCUGGAGUGCGCAGAGGACGACUACUACGCUUUGUUUGUGCUGUGCCUUUUGUACGCCAUGUCUCAUAACAAAGGAAUGGAGCAGGGGACACUGGAGCGGAUCCAGCUGUCGGCGCAGGACGCAGAGGGGGAGAACGCCUACAACCCCGUCCUGGCGGAAAGGCUCAUCAGGAUCAUGAGCUCCGCAGCUCAGCCAGAUGGCAAAAUCCGUUUGGCGACCUUGGAGCUGGGCUGCCUGCUUUUGAAGCAGCUGGUGGUGUCCCAACAUGGCAGCAUCAUAAAGGAUGUUCACUUGGCCUGUCUGGAAGGAGCCAGGGAAGAAAGCGUCCACCUGCUGCGGCGUUUCUACAAGGGAGAAGAAAUCUUUCUGGAUAUGUUUGAGGACGAAUACAGGAGCAUGACGCUGAAGCCCAUGAAUGUGGAAUACCUGAUGAUGGACGCUUCCAUCCUGCUCCCGCCGACGGGGACCCCGCUCACAGGGAUCGAUUUUCUCAAGAGGCUGCCGUGUGGAGACGUGGAGAGGACGCGCAAGGCCAUCCGAGUCUUCUUCAUCCUGCGUUCGCUGUCCCUGCAUCUGCAAAGGGAGCCAGAGACACAGCUGCCCUUGACGAGAGAAGAGGACCUGAUCAAAACAGAGGACGUCCUGAACUUGAAUAACAGCGACCUGAUUGCCUGCACUGUGAUCACAAAGGAUGCCGGUCAAGUCCAGCGCUUCUUGGCGGUCGACAUCUACCAGAUGAGCCUGGUGGAGCCGGAGGCUGCCCGCCUGGGCUGGGGAGUGGUGAAAUUUGCCGGCCUUCUCCAGGACAUGCAGGUGACAGGAGUCGAAGACGACAGCCGUGCGCUGAGCAUCGUCAUCCACAAGCCGGCCUCCAGCCCACACUCCAAGCCCUUCCCCAUCCUGCAGGCCACCUUCGUCUUCUCCGACCACAUCCGGUGCAUCAUUGCCAAGCAGCGCCUGGCCAAGGGCCGCAUUCAGGCACGGCGUAUGAAGAUGCAGAGGAUAGCAGCUCUCUUGGAUCUCCCAGUCCAGCCUUCCAGUGAAGUGAUGGGUUUUGCACACACCUCGACCGCUGCAGCACAGCACCUGCCGUUCCGGUUUUACGACCAGGCAAGGCGUGCCAGCUGCGACCCAGCCGUCCAGCGCUCCGUGUUUGCAUCUGUCGACAAAGUCCCAGGUUUCGCCGUUGCCCAGUGCACCAGCCAGCCCGGCCCCUCGCCUCUUUCGUCACCAUCCCCUCCCUCCAGCGGGAGCACGGAGCACUGUGACUCAGCGGCGGCCAGCUCCACCUCUACACCCUCGGUGGUCCAGAGCCCCUCAGAUGACGCGACAGCUCUGGACCACGCCAAGGCGCCCUCCUUCAGUCAGCUGGCCAUAGUGGAAGACUCUUCCAUGCCUCUCUCAAGAUCCGGCAAGAACCUGGGCAGGAACGUCGUCGUGGAAACGGCCAACUUGUCUCCCAGUCUGAUCCCCGCCCCGCAGCCCACGAUCUCCCUCAUCUCCACCACCAGUUCCGACUCCCUGGGCAUCGAGUCCUUGACGCUGGUGCCGCCGGCCGACACCGACUGCAUCCUUGCCGUUGGCUGCAUCCUGCCGCCGGCCACGGAGACGGACGUUGGCACGGAGGGGGAAGGGAGCAGCCCUUCUCAUUCGGACAACGAGCAGCCCUAACGGAGGUGCACAGCAAACUCAGCGCUGCUUAACGAAGCUCAUUAAUGAACCCGUAGUAACGCCCCACAAUCCUGUGAUCGGAGUAUUUUUUCUUAAAGGGAUAUGAUCCUGCAUUUUUGUUUAAAGAGGAGAGAGGACCCCUCUUGUAGACUUAAGACUAAGUAUUGAACACUGGUGGUGAUGGAAAAGGGGCGUGGGGGACACAGUGGCGGGGGUGUAGGCAAUAGCAAGGUGUUUUGGGGGACCUGUAGGUUUGCCUCUCCACUUUUUAAAACCACUCAUGCAAAAGCCACUUGUUGGAACUGCAUUUGCUGCAACUGCGGCGAAGUUAAGGAGACUUAAGAGAAACCAUACGCUUUCUGUUUUGAAUCAUUUUGCGGGGGGGACGCGGUUUGGACCGCUUGCAACUUUUGCCUAGAGGAAAGACUGAUGGACACUGGGGGGGUGGUGAAGGCAGCUUUUGCACACAAGCAAACCUUCCUUCCCUUCUACCAGCCACUUUAGCAGUCGGUUUAUUUCCCAAGGCACGAGCGGCCUGUGGAAGCUCCGGCCCAAUCGGCUUGCUUGUAUUUAUACCGCUGUCAACUUUUCAGCCUCCGUUCGCACAUCUCCCCUCUGUGCAUCAUCUCAUCCGAACCAGAAGUUGUGCGCACAUCUGUUGAGGGCGGGGUCUGCGGAAGGGGCCGGGGGGGGGACCGCCCGCUCUUCCGCGUCUCUCAAGGGCUUCUUUGGAGGAGAGGGUGGGGAGUCUUUGGCAGGGUUUUUGUGUACAAAGAUUUCAGAGGAAUGUAAAAUAUUUUAGCAUACUGCUUUC